CGCACUGCUGCGCGCCGGAAGCAUACUAGGCCUUCGCGCAGCGGCGCAGCGGCUGGACCGCAGGGCUGGCGCGGUCAUGCCGGUGACCGGGAAGACUUUCCGCCGGCGCCGGGCCGACUCGGAGUCGGAGGAAGAUGAGCAGGACUCAGAGGAGAUUAAAACUGGAAGAGACUCGAGAGGUGCAGAACUUGAGGAAGCGGCCCAACGGGGUGAGUGCUGUGGCCCUGCUGGUGGGAGAGAAGGUACAAGAAGAGACCACUCUAGUGGAUGAUCCCUUUCAGAUGAAGACAGGCGGUAUGGUGGACAUGAAGAAACUGAAGGAAAGGGGCAAAGAUAAGAUUAGUGAAGAGGAAGACCUCCACCUGGGGACGUCAUUUUCUGCAGAAACCAACCGAAGGGACGAGGACGCUGACAUGAUGAAGUACAUUGAGACGGAGCUAAAGAAGAGGAAAGGGAUUGUGGAACACGAGGAACAGAAAGUGAAACCGAAGAAUGCAGAGGACUGUCUUUACGAGCUUCCAGAAAACAUCCGUGUUUCCUCAGCAAAAAAGACUGAGGAGAUGCUUUCCAACCAGAUGCUGAGCGGCAUCCCUGAGGUGGACCUGGGCAUCGAUGCUAAAAUAAAAAAUAUCAUUUCCACGGAGGAUGCCAAGGCCCGUCUCCUGGCAGAGCAACAGAACAAGAAGAAGGACAGUGAGACAUCUUUCGUGCCCACCAACAUGGCGGUGAAUUACGUGCAGCACAACCGAUUUUAUCACGAGGAGCUCAAUGCCCCCAUUCGGAGAAACAAAGAAGAGCCCAAAGCCCGACCCUUGAGAGUGGGUGACACAGAGAAGCCGGAGCCCGAGCGGUCCCCUCCUAACCGCAAGCGCCCCGCUAAUGAGAAGGCCACUGAUGACUAUCACUACGAGAAGUUCAAGAAGAUGAACAGACGGUACUGAGGGUGGCGAAACGGGAGACGUGCAGCAUGGGGUGUAAAUAAAUAGCACUGCUCCCCGCCCCCUUUUCCCCCCCAUGAUAAAAGCCUUCCUGGUCAGAAACCUGAUCGUUUGCUAGCAGACAGUUCCCAAAACAGAUUCUAUUAGUCCAGCUGCUUACUUGCUGGAUUUGUUUUUGAAACAAAACAAUACGUAGUUUUCUUAUUUGGGGGCAAACUGUUCUUGUGAGCAUUAUUAAAUCUUGUUUGUAAAUAUGUUGACUUCCUCUUAAUAUUUGCCCUGGGUCAGGAGGAAACAGCGGUGUGUUCAGGGUGAGAUACAAUACCCUUUAAAUUGUGCUUUUAUUGUAUAUAUAAUCAUGCCUUCCACUUUCAAAUAUCUGGAAUAGGGUUUAGAGAUGCAUCCUUCGUUGUUUACGGUGGAUCCAGCUGACAGUGAAAAAUGUAGGAUAGCAUCAAAGGGACACUGGUAUUUUCUGACUUUUACAAAGUUACCUGUUUCUCUUCAAUAAGAAAGAAAAUAAUUUUUAUCAUCUCCAGCACUUAAGUAUUAAAUGUAAAAUGA
This is a messenger RNA of Rhinolophus ferrumequinum (greater horseshoe bat), 1502 nucleotides long. RefSeq names its product chromosome 12 C9orf78 homolog (gene C12H9orf78). Gene Ontology annotation, biological process: mRNA splicing, via spliceosome. Lineage: Eukaryota; Metazoa; Chordata; Mammalia; Chiroptera; Rhinolophidae. Gene Ontology annotation, cellular component: spliceosomal complex. The record is from RefSeq and is a predicted model, not a curated record. The coding region runs from base 135 to 941 and encodes 268 amino acids. The transcript is spliced from 9 exons.